GCUGCACCGCCCGUGUGACUUGAUGUCGCUUUUUUUUGUAAGAAUCUGAGCUAUUCACCGACAACUUGACACGAAACAAUGUUAAUCUAUUUAUAGAAUAUCGCUUGUGAGGGACACACACGGAGCAGUUGUCGCUAAUAAUAGAACUCCCACUAAAACCUUGGUUAGAAAACUUAACAGGACCCUUAAAUUACAUAUUUUAGCUAGGCUUUGACAAUAGAUAAUGCCUCUCAAGGUGAACAGUGUCUAACAACUAUUAUACACAGGGCGGAUGCAUUAGCUUCGGGCACUUGACUUGAACCGGGAGAUAAAGAAAACUACAACUCCCAUAUCGAAGCAACACAAAUGUUUCGGAAGUAAAAUUCGAUGGAUGAAGUUAAAGUGCGCGGCACAAUUCAGUUUGCUUGAUUUCGCCUCAAAGUCUUGUAUUGGUGACGUAUCAUUUGUUUAAAAGGUUGUUUACACAGACGGAGAGUAAGGCGUUAGCUAUAGGAGACUAAGGCGUUAGCUAUAGCGGCGCAUUCCUUAAGUGUACGUACGUCAAUUGGGCUAGCUCCAGAGAGCAGGUUGAGCUUCAACUGGUCCAACUAGAAAAAAUAAAUAUGUCAACUGUAUAUUUGUACCUACCCGGACAGUCUUUUCGUUGCUACAACAGUUAUUCUUUUUGGCUGGCGAAUGAAAGUAAAGGCGAAAGUUGGUGACCGAGUGAGUGCGUCGAAGGCUUCAUUCAGAAGGCUGGCUUCAUUGAGCUUCAUUGGUAAGACCGGACAGGAGGGGGCGGCCAUGGGCUCCGUACAACAGGCUGAUUGUCCCCGGCUUCUUCAGUCGUACAGUCGGUGGCAAACAUAGAGCAGAUAUUUCACAGUGGCGCCGGUUCACCUUUUCAUGAUGCAGCCGGGAUGUGAACAGUGGUGCUAUUGACUUCCAGCAGCAGUCCAGUCACCGGAGAAAGGAUAAAGCAGCGCCUUGGAAAGUUAACAUUACUCACCUUGACUUAUGCUCACAAAGGUGUGAAGCAACUUGGGCGCUUUUUGCUCUCUCUCAGUCCACACACUCCAGUCAAGAGUGAAUAGGUGCUUUGGAUGCAGGCUCUAUGUUUACUGCUGUGCCUUGGCCUGGUUGUGGUCUCUGCUGUGAGACAACCAGACAAGGUGGUCCAGCAUGUCAUCAAGCGGAAUCGCAGAAGUGGUGCCACACACGGCCACAGCUGGUUGGCUAGCAACUGCAAGUGGCUGGCAAGCCUGCAAUACCGAAAAGACGUGGUCGUUAAGAAGCUGUCAGCUGCCGCGGCUGCUGUUAGGAAAGACAGGACCCUUUCAGAAAAGGAGCGGAACUUCCAGGUUCACAAAAUGGAGGUUUUCCAGAAGGAGUUGAAUGAGAGCGAGCACAUGGUAUUCCAGGCUGUGCAAAGCUUGCAGAGGGUGCUGCAGGGAGACUACAAGGAUGUGGUGAACAUGAAGCAGAGCAGCAGACAGAGGUUGGAGGUGCUUAGGGCUGCAGCUAUACAGGAGGAGCAGGAGUAUGUUGAACUGGUGGCAGCAGAGAAGCACCAACAGGAGGCUGUAAAGAGCGUGCUUGCUCAGAAUAAAACUCUGUCAAUGGUUGACGGGAUCCUGGAGGAUGUCAAGAAGGCAGCAGACCGGCUAGAAGAAGAGAUUGAAGAGCAUGCUUUUGAUAACAACAAGCAGAUGCAAGGAGUGAACAUAGAGGCGGUGCUGAGAGUUGAGGAUGAUGAGGAUAAUGGAAGCAAGAGGAAGAACAAGUCCAGUGAGAGCGAAGUGGAAGGCGACCUGGGACUGAGCAUGCUCAUUGACUCGCAGAACAACCAGUAUGUGCUGACCAAACCCAGGGACUCCACCAUGCCAAGAGCAGACCAUCACUUCAUCAAGGAUUUGGUGUCAGUGGUGAUGUUGUCACUGCCUUGCGGUUGGGUGUGCACUCUGGUAGGUCUUCCUCCCAUGUUUGGAUACAUCAUCUGUGGUGUCCUGCUUGGACCGUCUGGCCUCAACAGCAUCAAAUCUAUGGUCCAAGUGGAGACUCUGGGAGAGCUGGGAGUAUUCUUUACCCUCUUUGUUGUGGGACUGGAGUUUUCACCUGAGCGCCUUCGGAAGGUAUGGAAGACAUCCGUGCAAAGUUCCUGCUACUUGUGUCUGCUCAUGGUUGUUAGUGGCUUGUUAUGGGGACAAGUGCUGCGCAUCCGACCCACCCAGACAGUCUUCAUUUCCACAUGUUUGUCCCUGUCGAGCACCCCGCUCGUAUCUCGCUUCUUAGCAGGAGGGAGCAAGGGGGAGAAGGAAGGUGACCUGGACUACAGUAGCGUACUGCUUGGGACUUUAGUGAUGCAAGACGUUCAGCUUGGCCUCUUCAUCGCUGUCAUGCCCACUAUGAUCCAGGCUCAGAGUGGGGACACAGACAGCUUCCUGUUUGGAAGCCUCCGCGUGCUGUAUCUCCUGGCGCAGGUCCUGGUGUCUCUGGCUGCUGUGCUGCUCCUCUGUGUCUUACUCAAAUCAUUUGUGGUUGGUCCUUUUUACAAGAAACUACAUGCUGAGAGCAAAGGCAAGAAGGAGAUCCUCGUGCUGGGGAUAGCAGCUUUUAUUUUUUUCAUGCUAUCGGUAACAGAGUUUCUGGGUAUUUCCAUGGAGUUAGGCUGUUUCCUGGCUGGAACGUUGCUGUCCUCCCAGGGUCACAUGGUGACUACAGAAGUUAUGGGAUGCUUUGAGCCCAUUCAGGACUUCCUCGCUAUCAUCUUCUUUGCCUCUAUCGGUCUCCAUGUGUUCCCUACAUUUGUACUCUAUGAACUCACCAUUCUGGUGGCACUGACACUCACACUCGUCAUCCUGAAGUUCAUGAUGGCCGUGUUGGUGCUGUCUGUGAUUUUACCUCCCAGCUCUCGUCACAUUCGCUGGGUUGUCUCAGCUGGCCUGGCGCAGGUCAGCGAGUUUUCCUUUGUCCUUAGCAGCCGUGCACGGCGGGCAGGCAUCAUCUCUCGAGAGGUGUACCUGCUGGUUCUAAGCGUUACCACCCUCAGCCUGUUGCUGGCGCCUGUCUUGUGGAGAGUCACUACGCACAGAUGGUUGUCACGAGCUGUCCUAUGAGCAACCUCGGUUUCACAAUUAUAUGUUUGUGAGAGGUGGGAAAACCAACAGCAUUUAGCGUAAUUUGCACAAUUUGUUUAAAAGCAGGGCAGAAAGUUAAAUGUUCAUCUCAUCAUCUUUAUGACACAAUUUGGUGUUUAAACUACAGAACCUGUAGUUGCCCAUAUGUUGCCACUGGGACUUAUUGGGAGGUCUUGGUUCCAUUUUUUGUUAUUAUUCAGUGCUACAGGAGAUUUCUCUUGCCUAUCAUUUUGGCCAGAAGAUAGUUGAUAAGACUGACAGUAUUGUACUUGAUAAUGCAGUUCAUGAAUAAGGAAAAACAGGACAUGAUGUAAUUGUCCUUUUUCCAGCUCACAUUAAUUUUGCUAUAAUAUGGUACAAAAAAUAUAGUGAAAAAAAUCCCUUGACAUUUUAACUGAAAUUAUUUUUUGUAUUGUCUUGCCAUCAAUUUUUGCACAGGUAUAUUGUUUCCAGGGACCACCUAUGAUCAUUCCACGCUCCAUAUACUGUAAAAAAAAACAGAGAUUUAUUUGUUUUAUAUAUAUAUAUAUAUAUAUAUAUAAAUAUAUUUUACAUCAUGAAUGCAUUGUUUUCCCCAGACUCGGCUACAAACUGGCUGUCGUGUAGUAAAUGAAGAUCAUUGUCAUUAUUGUAAUACUGUAGCUAGAAUGGUGCAUUCAAGUACUGUAUUACCAAAAACUACAACCUCAUUAUGUUGGGCUCAUCAAACUUUGCUAUACAAUCUUGUUCAUGGAGAAAUAUUCUUGCACUAGUUACCACUGAGUACCAAAUUCAUGUGCCUGCUCUUCAGCUCUUGGUUGGCAUUGUGUGGUGUAAAUGUUAUUGUUCUGUGUGUAAUGAGCUUUUAUGAGCUGUACAAACUUCAUAUAUUUCUGUUGAUAACCUUCACCUUUUUGUCAUGUAUUUAUUAAACUGAUUGAAAACUAGCAGUAACAGUAUGUUGCAUUAAUGUAUACACUUCUGUAGUCUUAUUCACUAUAGUGUCAAGUAUUUCUGCAUGAACACUUUCGUAGACCAGGCGUGGCGUACCUGCCCU
This is a messenger RNA of Doryrhamphus excisus (bluestripe pipefish), 4152 nucleotides long. RefSeq names its product solute carrier family 9 member D1 (gene slc9d1). Gene Ontology annotation, biological process: proton transmembrane transport; potassium ion transmembrane transport. Gene Ontology annotation, molecular function: potassium:proton antiporter activity. Gene Ontology annotation, cellular component: membrane. The record is from RefSeq and is a predicted model, not a curated record. NCBI's taxonomy places the organism in Eukaryota, Metazoa, Chordata, Actinopteri, Syngnathiformes, Syngnathidae.